Bradysia coprophila is the source of this 3490-nucleotide messenger RNA. RefSeq names its product ATP binding cassette subfamily D (gene Abcd1). Gene Ontology annotation, cellular component: peroxisomal membrane. NCBI's taxonomy places the organism in Eukaryota, Metazoa, Arthropoda, Insecta, Diptera, Sciaridae. Gene Ontology annotation, molecular function: long-chain fatty acid transmembrane transporter activity; ATP hydrolysis activity; ATP binding. The record is from RefSeq and is a predicted model, not a curated record. Gene Ontology annotation, biological process: fatty acid beta-oxidation; long-chain fatty acid import into peroxisome; very long-chain fatty acid catabolic process.
GUAUUUUAUGGUUCGGUUUGACGAGUCAUAACAGAGAUAAGAGACAUACAAUAUUGUAUAUAAAUAUUGUUCAAGUGAAUAUAUUCAGAGCUCCAGUCAUGUAGAGUAGGUUACAAACGAAAGAUGAAUUAUAUUCGUCUCUCGAUUCACAUUGACGUUUUUUUUUUAAUUGAAAUUUUUGUGAAUGUUUUUUAAGAAAAACUUGAACUUUAUUACUCGGUUCCAUUGUGUAUGAUAAUUGAAAUUACAAUUUUGUUUUCAGAGUGAUGUGUUGCUAGAGAAUAUCUAAACUUUCGUUUUGCGUUUUUUUUUCGGUAUGAAAACAUGUAUACAAUUGUUGUGCUAGGUAUCGUUCUGUAAACAACGAAACGUACAUCGUGAGAUUUUGAUGAUAUUCCAUCGAGAAUACAUAUUUAUGAAAACAUUAAAAAGUUGUGAAAUUGUUUCAGUUGUCGUUUCGGCUCGUAAUUCUUCUUCUUCUUCUGUUAUAUUAACAAAGAAAAGUUCGAAAAAGUAUCACUAAAGAUACAAUCAACCGACCCAGUCACGGCAUUCGUUGUAGUAUAGUGUGGAAUACAACUCGAGAAGAGAACUACAAUUCGUUUGUUAUGAAAAAUUAUCUAUUGCAUUCUGUGUUGAUCGUUGCAUUCAACAGAUGACGUAAAAACAGUACGUUAUUAACUUUCAAUUACCAGUCCAUCGAAAUAUCUGCUGUGGUAAAGCUGUUGUAUAUUAUAACGCUGAUCGGUGUGUGAGUGUUGCAAUAUAAAUGCAUAAAACCGUUCGUGCAAUUUAUGAAUAUUUUGUUGCAUUCUGUGCAGUGAACAAUUCGAUAAAUCUGGUUUCUGUUGGUUGUGGCUCUGUCAUUUAAUGUACAUAAAAUAUACUUUCGAUUAAAAAUAAAAAAAAAACAGCGAGCAACUGGAAGUUUCUAAAUUGCAACAUACAAAAUUGCGUUUGGAAAUAUCAACGGGGUCACUAUGAUCAUUAGCGAUUGUUAGCAUCAGCGAAUUAAACGGCAAAAUGACUGUGGUAUCAAAAUUCGUUGACGAUGCAAUCCACAAAUACGAAAGUCUUGGAUAUUCAAAGCUUCGUCUGUCCCAAGGAAUUGUCGGUGCAUGCUUAUGUGCGUACGUUGUUCGGCUCGCCUAUCCAGCUAUUAAAAAACAAAUAAAUAAAACCGGCCAGGACGCAAGUGCCCAGAAAAUUAUCGACAAUAAUGGCAACGAUAAUUCAACAAAAAAUUGCCAACACGAGGAAUUAAACAGCGACGAUGAUAGCUGCCAGAAUGAGGAGUCAUUGUCCGUAUUAGAUGUGAAACAGCAAAUCGAAAAAGCGGAGAAAUUGUUAGCUAAUGCAAACCAAACUCCGAACAUUGGUUUGAACAUUGACUUUUUACUGCAAUUGAAACGGCUGCUCCACAUAAUGAUUCCAAAGCUGGUUUGUCGUGAAACUUGUAUAUUGGGCGUACAUACAGUGUGCUUAGUUUCCCGUACUUUCCUAAGCAUUCUCGUCGCUGCAAUGGAAGGUGCCAUCGUUAAAUAUAUCGUUCGGAAAGAUGUGCGCAAUUUUGCAAUAAUGCUGAUGAAAUGGUUCGCCAUAGCCAUUCCUGCUACAUUUGUUAACUCUAUGAUUCGAUUUUUGGAAAACAAAUUGGCGUUAGCUUUUCGCACUCGCUUGGUCAGCCAUUCAUAUAAAUUAUACUUCAAGAACCAAACCUAUUAUCGGGUAUCAAAUCUAGAUGGACGGAUUGAGAAUGCCGACCAAAGACUCACCGAAGACAUAUCAACAUUUGCCAGUUCAGUUGCCCAUCUGUAUAGUCACUUAACGAAACCAUGUUUCGAUUUGAUGUUAAUUGGAUUAGCGCUGAUGAGAUCUUCGCAAAAAAUGAAAGCAAACAUCAUAUCUGGUCCGCUGUUAGGCUUUGUGGUUAUAUCUACGACCGCUCACAUACUACGCGUUGUAUCGCCCAAAUUCGGUCAAUUAGUAUCGGAAGAAGCGAAUCGUUAUGGCUACUUGCGACACAUUCAUUCCAGAAUUAUCACAAAUGCCGAGGAGAUAGCAUUCUAUGGCGGUCAUAAGGUGGAAUUACUUCAGUUACGAGAAGCAUACAAUCGACUUACCAGUCAGAUGAAUACAAUAUUUUCACAACGACUGUGGUUCGUAAUGUUGGAGCAAUUUUUCAUGAAAUAUGUUUGGUCCGGUACGGGAAUGAUAAUGGUAUCGUUACCAAUACUCACCGCUAGUAAGCAAAAAUCCAGUGACGGCGAAGGUGGUAUCAGCGAUCGUACGCAAUAUUUGACAACAGCUCGUAACCUUUUGCUUUCCGGUGCCGAUGCAAUUGAACGCCUUAUGUCAUCUUACAAGGAAAUUGUUUCGCUUGCCGGAUAUACGCAUCGUGUUGCUGGAAUGUUAGAGAUUUUCGAAGAAACGUCCAAAGGAAUUUACGACAAAACGACUGUGUGUGAUGAACGUAACACAGCCGGAAUACUGAAAUUCGAUCGUGGCCGACCAAUUGCACAGGGACGAAUCGUCUAUGCGAACGAUCCUGAUGAUCGAAAAAUAUCCUUAAAAUCCGUACCUAUUGUGACACCAAAUUGUGAUAUCGUUGUGCCCAGUUUAACGUUAGAUAUUGAGCCGGGCAUGCAUCUGUUAAUAACUGGUCCAAACGGCUGUGGCAAGUCUAGUUUGUUUAGAAUUCUGAGCGGCCUCUGGCCGAUUUACGGUGGUGAGCUAUAUAUUCCGAAGCCGAAUGACGGCACACCGUGCAUGUUUUACAUACCGCAACGACCGUACUUGUCGAUUGGCAGUUUGAGAGACCAAAUAAUUUAUCCUGACACCGUUGAGGAUAUGGUUAAGAAGAAUAUUAAAGAGGACAAGCUGUGGGAAAUUAUGAAAAUGGUUUCGUUGGAGCAUAUUAUUGCUAGAGAUAACUUCGACGUUGUGCGAGAUUGGAAAGAUAUUCUUUCUGGUGGUGAGAAACAACGAAUGGCCAUUGCCAGGCUAUUUUAUCACAAACCACGAUACGCUCUAUUAGACGAAUGCACCAGUGCCGUAUCCAUCGAUGUGGAAAGUUCUAUGUACGAGGCUAUUAUCAAUGCUGGUAUAACUCUAAUGACAAUCACCCAUCGACCGACACUAUGGAAAUUCCACACUCAUGUUCUGGAGUUCGACGGCCAAGGUGGAUGGAGCUUCGAAACGUUGGAUAAUAAUGCUCAAAGAAAUUCUAACACUACAACCACUACAACGGACAAUAAUUGAAGGAUUUUUUUUUUAAAUUAGUGUUGGUGUUUCGGAUUGGGUAAUCGUUACAAUAUUACAUUUUAGUAUUGAGUGCUGUGCUAACGACAUUGAUAUCAUUGAGUUGUAAUUAGUUCAACGUUUUUGUUUUUAAUUGUAACGAGUUUUCGAAUGAAUAUGUUUAUAUUUUACCCUACAGCGGGGAGUUUAUGUAUCUUUUUGUACGAAAUAUACAUUUAUGGAUAUUGAA